GCCAUGUCGAAUGUAAAUAACAACAGGCGAUAAAUUGUUAACAAAAAGUAGUGCAAGUGAGUGCAGUGAAGUCAUCAAUUGUGUCUGUGCCAAAUCAGAGCAUCAAAUAGUGAGAUAUCGACGCAGGCACACAAGCCCAGCAUCGGAUCAGUAGUUACAAAAACCAACUUAAGCUGAAAGUGGCAACGCUUGCUGCCGCACUUGCAAUCGCACAAAGAAAACUUACUAGGCAGAUAGGCAGGCAGCUCAAGGCAAACGCAUUACCUUGGAGUGUUGGGUGGGUGCCCACCAUGGAAGAUUUUGAUAUCGAUCUUAAUUUUAUGCAGCUGAGCCGGCAAGAGUUGCUACAGCGCUACACGAGCGCUGUCCGUCAGCUGCGACGCAUUGCUGAGGCCAACUAUGGGGUGCGUCCUCUGAUCUUCGAUAAUUAUGUGCUCUUUCAGUAUUUCCAGCAGCGCAGCUGGCUUCAACUGAAUAGUCCGCUGUAUAACACAACGACACCAUUGGUGAGCUACCUAAAGUUGGAGGUGCUGCACCACCUCCUCGAUCGUCGGCGGCAGAUACUGUGCUGGCUCUUUUACCUUACUUUGGUUUCGCUAUGUGUGGUGGCGUACCGGUACGAGACAUCGAGUGCAUCCAACGGAAAGAUGGUACAGUCCAUGGUCUAUCCAGGAAUGCGGAUGUGGCGCCGCAUGACCAUGCCACUCAUACAACGUUUCCCACGACUCACCGAGCUCUACGACGAGUCCUGUCUCAUGGGCAAUCCGUUCUACCAGCUCGAGGAUCUCAGUUGCGGUCCGUGCGCAAAUGUGGAGACUGUCUGGUUCGAAAGCGAGGAGUGCGCCCAACUACUUGUCAGCAGCAAUGACAUUGAGUCCGAUUCCAAAUCUGAGAUGGUGGGCGGCUACCACAUGAUGGCUCCAAUCGAACGCUGUCAGAAGCCCGCAAUUCAUGUGCCCUUUGCUUUCAAGAGCAGUCAGCAUGCAAUUGAUUUAAAUGACUUCUACAACAUUUAUGCCAAUAACCACAAGAUCUUCCAACGCGAUGCCUAUCGCGUGCAUUCCACCAAUCAGGGCGUACACAAUCUCGAGGAUUUAUUCGGCCAAUUCAAUAGCAGCAGCAACGGAAGUGGAAAUGUUCAGAGAGCAGCAUCAUCCACAUCUUCCCCCACUUGGUCGCAACAGGCGCACAAUUUGUGGCGUUGCAAUCGCAUGCUGCCAGCCCGCCUCCUGCGACCCAUUUUUGCGCGUCCCUCGCGUCUCCCCAGCAUGGGUGUCGCCCUCGAACGCUAUGUAGCCAUCGAUACAGCACAAGCUCCAUCAUAUACGUUGCCCGAAACGGAAUGCCCAAAUGUUUAUGUGCAUCAGGCCGUGGGCACACGCUUCAUCAUUCUGCGUCCGACCAGCGAAUGCCGUCAGCGAUGUCGGACACUCUCCCUGCGCCUAACGCAGUCCUUUGUGCUCAGUUACAAUUGGUUGUACUGGAAACCGAUCUCUGCGCCCGAUCCCAUAUCUGAGUCGCUUUCAAUUAGUCUGAUUGGCUCCUAUUGCUAGACGCCCACGUUUUUUAGCUCUAAGCGAUUAACACACAACUGCAAUAAUUAACCCGAUUGUAUCCAAGAGUUACAAAUUAUUGCAACUAUUCAUCAUCAGCAUCAUCAUCAUCUUCAUUAUAUACAUUUAUAUGCCAAGCCAAAAUAAUCACUAUACAGGAAACACACAAAUGCUAAUCCCAUUCAAAAUGGCUAGCUAUUCUUAAUGUGUAAAUCGCUUCCCUCACCUAUUGCCAAGGUAUUACCGCCUGGUCCGUAGUUCAUAAGGCUGACUUUAUGUUUCAUUUUUGUGUUCAACUCAAUUCCUUUACUUUUUUGUAACCAACUGCAUUUAAUAUAUAAGUUCUACUAUUAUGUUUGAUAUUUUAUGUUUUAUACCUACAUGUACACCAUUAUAUACACACACACAUGCAUCUGCAUAGGCAAUGUGGGAGGGAGAUAUGCAGAAAUUCGAUUUUAGACUGUAGCUGAACCUAAAGCUGAAAAAGUUGUAAAUAUGUAUGUAUGUUUGUAUCUGUAUGAAACGUUUGCCAAAAUACAGUUCGAUUUAACACCACAA
Messenger RNA from Scaptodrosophila lebanonensis, 2111 nucleotides. RefSeq lists its product as uncharacterized. Bases 291 to 1553 code for a protein of 420 amino acids. Lineage: Eukaryota; Metazoa; Arthropoda; Insecta; Diptera; Drosophilidae. The transcript has 2 exons. The record is from RefSeq and is a predicted model, not a curated record.